Molecule: messenger RNA, 1704 nt
Organism: Onychostoma macrolepis
Lineage: Eukaryota; Metazoa; Chordata; Actinopteri; Cypriniformes; Cyprinidae
Exons: 8
Coding region: 67-1704 (545 amino acids)
Source: RefSeq, a predicted model, not a curated record
AUUCACACCAGAUGAACAGCUCAAGUGUUUUAGAUCAGACUUUUCACAACUGAACAACUAAAGAAAAUGUUCCACAUGCUUGUUUUGUUCUGUUUGUGCUGGUGGCAUCUGAUUGGUGUGUUUGGUGAAUCAGUGUCAGUGAUGGAGGGAGAUUCUGUCACUUUAAAAACUAAUGCUACUGAAGUACAACAAGCUGACGACAUACUGUGGAAAUUUGGAGCUGAAAAGUCUCUCAUAGCUAAAAUUAAAAAACCACAGCAAAUCUUCUCCACAUUUAAUGGUACUGAUGGGAGAUUCAGAGACAGACUGAAGCUGGACAAUCAGACUGGGUUUCUGACCAUCACAAACAUCACAACUCAACAUGCUGGACUCUAUAAACUAGAUAUUACUGGAGAGAAACUGUCAUCACACACAUUCGAUGUUUCUGUCUAUGCUCAUCUGCCUGUUCCUGUCAUCAGCAGAAACUCUUUGCAAUGUUCAUCAUCAUCAUCACCAUCCUGUUCAUUGUUGUGUUCAGUGGUGAAUGUGGGUCAUGUGACUCUCUCCUGGUACAAAGGAAACAGUUUAUUGUCCAGCAUCAGUGUGUCUGAUCUCAGCAUCAGUCUCUCUCUACCUCUGGAGGUGGAAUAUCAGGAUAACAACACCUACAGCUGUGUGCUCAACAAUCCCAUCAGCAACCAGACUCAACACCUCAACGUUACUCAUCUUUGUCAGAAAUGUGCAGGUGUGUUUGGUGAGUCAGUGUCAGUGAUGGAGGGAGAUUCUGUCACUUUAAACACUGAUGUUACUGAAAUACAUGAAGAUGAUGACAUACUGUGGAAAUUUGGAGCUGAAAAGUCUCAAAUAGCUAAAAUGAAGAAAAAGAAGCAAAUCUUCUCCACAUAUGAUGGUCCUGACGGGAGAUUCAGAGACAGAUUGAAGCUGGACAAUCAAACUGGAUCUCUGACCAUCACAAACAUCACAACUCAACACGCUGGAGUUUAUCAACUAGAGAUAGCUGGAGCGAAAAAAUCAUCACAAACAUUCAGUGUUUCUGUCUAUGCUCGCCUGCCUUUUCCUGUCAUCAGCAGUAACUCUUCACAAUGUUCUUCAUCAUCUUCAUCACAGCAGAAUUGUUCAUUGUUGUGUUCAGUGGUGAAUGUGAGUCAUGUGACUCUCUCCUGGUACAAAGGAAACCGUUUAUUGUCCAGCAUCAGUGUGUCUGAUCUCAGCAUCAGUCUCUCUCUACCUCUGGAGGUGGAAUAUCAGGAUAAAAACACCUACAGCUGUGUGCUCAACAAUCCCAUCAGCAACCAGACCACACAUCUGGACAUCAGUCGACUCUGUAACACAUGUGCAGUGUCUGUCUCUCUGAUAGCGCUGAUCUCUGUUGGAUCACUGGUGAUUGUCGCUGCAGUCGGGAUCUUCUGGAUCUGCAAGAAAUGCAGAAAAAUUGACAAAGAAGAUGAGGCAGAAACAGGCUCGGAGAGUGAGGGAGAGCCCACUGAGCAUCAGCUAAAUCAGACAGGUACAGAUGAAACUGCCCCAGAGUCAUCUCAGCAAAGUAAAGGUGAUGGUCUUGGAACUGAGCCAGAGACAGAAAAUGUUCAGAUUGAGAAAGAAAGGCAAUACAAUGAGACAGAGAGGGAAGAGACAGAGGUAGAACAGGAAGAUAUGGAGAGUGAGGCAGCCACAGACACAAAGGAGAAAGAGCCAGAAGACUGA